UGAAUUGUUUUCAUUUAGUUUUGGUGUGAUCGAGUGUGUGUUUUGUAAAAAAAAUAGAAAAAUGCGAGCAACUGGUAUUGAUUUGGGAACAACAUAUUCCUGCGUGGGGGUGUGGCAGCACGGAAACGUAGAUAUAAUUGCAAAUGACCAGGGGAACAGAACUACACCGUCCUACGUUGCCUUCACCGAUACAGAACGCCUAAUAGGAGACGCAGCUAAAAAUCAAGUAGCGCUUAAUCCUAGCAAUACUAUAUUUGACGCAAAGCGCCUCAUUGGGCGGAGGUUUGAUGACCCAUUUAUUCAGCAAGAUAUAAAACAUUGGCCUUUCAAAGUUAUCAAUGACGGCGGCAAGCCAAAACUUCAAGUCCAAUACAAAGGGGAAACCAAAAAGUUUGCACCCGAAGAGAUAAGCAGUAUGGUUUUGACAAAGAUGAAAGAGAUUGCUGAAACCUACCUGGGAGGCUCUGUUAAGAAUGCUGUUAUUACAGUGCCAGCUUAUUUCAACGAUUCGCAAAGGCAAGCGACUAAGGAUGCUGGUGCUAUAGCAGGUCUCAACGUUCUACGCAUCAUAAAUGAGCCGACAGCUGCAGCUCUGGCGUAUGGAUUGGAUAAAAAUCUCAAAGGUGAAAAAAAUGUACUUAUAUUUGACCUGGGAGGUGGAACUUUCGAUGUAUCUAUAUUAACCAUCGAUGAGGGGUCUCUUUUUGAAGUUAAAGCGACAGCUGGUGAUACUCAUCUUGGAGGAGAAGACUUUGAUAACAGAUUAGUGAACUUCUUAGCAGAUGAAUUCAAACGCAAAUACAAAAAAGAUUUGAAAAGCAAUCCCAAAUCAUUGCGUCGCCUUCGAACUGCUGCAGAGAGAGCGAAACGAACGCUCUCGUCCAGUACAGAGGCUAGUAUUGAAAUUGAUGCGCUGUUUGAAGGUAUUGACUUUUAUUCAAAAAUAUCUAGAGCUCGUUUUGAAGAGUUGAAUUCUGACCUAUUUCGAGUGACUUUAGAACCAGUUGAAAAGGCAUUGAGAGACGCCAAACUAGACAAGAGUUCAAUAAACGAAAUCGUAUUGGUAGGAGGUUCUACUCGCAUUCCAAAAGUUCAAAACCUUUUACAAAAUUUCUUUAAUGGAAAGACUCUUAACAUGUCUAUAAAUCCGGAUGAAGCUGUAGCGUAUGGAGCAGCAGUACAGGCGGCGAUACUCAGCGGUGAAAAACACUCCAAAAUCCAAGAUGUUCUGCUCGUCGACAUCACCCCGCUGUCGAUGGGGAUUGAAACGGCUGGAGGCGUGAUGGCCAAAAUUGUUGAACGUAACUCAAAAAUUCCUUGCAAGCAUUCGCAGACAUUCACCACUUACUCCGACAAUCAACCAGCGGUCACUAUCCAGGUGUACGAAGGCGAGAGAGCUCUUACAAAAGAUAAUAAUCUACUCGGUACUUUUGACUUGACUGGCAUUCCGCCGGCACCCCGCGGCGUUCCUCAGAUCGAUGUUACAUUCGACAUCGACGCCAAUGGUAUUAUGAAUGUUUCAGCUAAAGAAAACAGUACUGGCAAGAGUAAAAAUAUUGUUAUUAAGAAUGAUAAAGGUAGGCUAUCGAAAGCGGAAAUAGAUCGGAUGCUGAAUGAAGCUGAGAAGUACAAAGACGAAGAUAAUCACCAACGCGAUAGAGUUGAUGCACGUCAUAAGCUAGAAGGGUACUUGUUCGCUGUGAAGCAAGCUGUGGAUGAAGCUGGGAGUAAGCUUUCCAGCUCAGAAGCGUCACAAGCUCGCUCAGCUUGUGAAGAUGCAUUUCGUUGGCUUGAUGCGAAUUCUUUGGCUGAGAAGGAUGAAUACGAGGAUAAGUUAAAGGAGGUGUCGUUUGUCUGCGCACCGCUGAUGAAGAAAUUGCACGGCGCAGGGCAGGGAAGGGGUGGUCCCGAGCCACGACCCAGCAAACCAGUCAUCGAGGAAGUCGAUUAGAUUAGCACACAUUCAUAAAUUUAUUCGUUUAUUUAUUAAUUAUUGUGUGAUGAUUAUUUGUUUUUGCUAAAUAGACUAAAUAAUUGCUUAAAUUAA
Molecule: messenger RNA, 2047 nt
Organism: Leptidea sinapis
Lineage: Eukaryota; Metazoa; Arthropoda; Insecta; Lepidoptera; Pieridae
Product: heat shock protein 68-like
Exons: 1
Coding region: 62-1951 (629 amino acids)
Biological process (GO): cellular response to unfolded protein; protein refolding
Cellular component (GO): cytoplasm
Molecular function (GO): ATP-dependent protein folding chaperone; heat shock protein binding; ATP hydrolysis activity
Source: RefSeq, a predicted model, not a curated record